Messenger RNA from Mauremys mutica (yellowpond turtle), 836 nucleotides. Its product is annotated as nanos homolog 1-like. Lineage: Eukaryota; Metazoa; Chordata; Testudines; Geoemydidae. The transcript has a single exon. Gene Ontology annotation, biological process: oogenesis; negative regulation of translation. Gene Ontology annotation, cellular component: perinuclear region of cytoplasm. Bases 1 to 561 code for a protein of 186 amino acids. The record is from RefSeq and is a predicted model, not a curated record. Gene Ontology annotation, molecular function: mRNA binding; zinc ion binding.
AUGGAGUGUCUGGAGCGCCGCUGCCGCGACGCCGCCACCUUCGACUUCUGGACCGACUACCUGGGGCUGUGCGCGCUGGUGGGCCCGGCCCGGCCUCCCGCCGCCCCCGCCGCCCGCUCGCUGCCGGCUGCGCCCUGCCCCUGCUGCGCGCCCGGCCCCGCCGCCGCCCUGCGCGACCUGGAGCAGCGCUUCGCCCGGCUGCGCCCCUUCCAGCCCGCCGGCGGCCGGGCCUCGGGGGGCGGCUGCGCGCCCGGCCCGGGCCCCUUGGAGCUGCUGGGCGCGGAGCGUGGGGGGCGCAGGGGGCCCCCCGGGGGCAGCCGGGCCAAGCCGGAGCCCAAGAUCUGCGUCUUCUGCCGGAACAACGGGGCGCCCCAGGAGGUGUUCGGCUCGCACGUGCUCAAGAGCCUGGACGGGCGGGUGCUGUGCCCGAUCCUGCGCGCCUACACCUGCCCGCUGUGCAGCGCCCGCGGGGACAACGCGCACACCGUCAAGUACUGCCCGCUCUCCCGCCGGCCGCCGCCGCGCCGCGCCCUGCCGGGCCGCCGCCUGCGCCUCUUCUAGCGCCCGGAGCAGCCGCCUGCGCCUCUUCUAGCGCCCGGAGCAGCGCGUCCUGCCGGGCCGCCGCCUGCGCCUCUUCUAGCGCCCGGAGCAGCCGCCUGCGCCUCUUCUAGCGCCCGGAGCAGCGCGUCCUGCCGGGCCGCCGCCUGCGCCUCUUCUAGCGCCCGGAGCAGCCGCCUGCGCCUCUUCUAGCGCCCGGAGCAGCGCGUCCUGCCGGGCCGCCGCCUGCGCCUCUUCUAGCGCCCGGAGCAGCCGCCUGCGCCUCUUCUAGCGCCCGG